AUGACAACAGAAAGUGAUAGUCGGUUAUGUGAGCUUAUAGACAACUUUUUUCUGAAGGCAGCUACUGUAAUUUGUCACUCGAGAACAAGCGGAGAGAAUUUCGAAGUUGGUGAGCAGGAAGAGACCAAUAAAUGGUUUAAUAUUGAGACGCGGGACGACGCCACCAUUGAGGAAGAAAUAAAGGAUUGGGUAUCAUUCGAUGGGCAGAAACAACUACAACCGCUGGUAAUUGAAGUUUUUCUCGAUUUGCGAGAUUUGGGUCCAUCGCAUUCCGUCAUACUGAGAGACCAAGACGAUAACCCAUGGAAUGUUUGCAAAGGAACGAAAAAGUCGGAGAUCAUGCUUGAGCGCUGGUUGAUACAGCUGGAAAAGAACCCGAAAGCGCCUACGGAGGAGACAGAUAUCAGUGAAAUCUAUCGACAGCUGGUCCUUCUCUUCCGGUAUCUUUACACUUUGGUGAGUCUUUUACCUGCAAAUGAUUUGAACAGUCGCUUAUCGAAGCCCGCUACCUCUCAACAAAGUUUCGUAUCGGUCAAUGUUAAGACUCGUAUCUUGGAUGGGUCAGAGCCCAUUGUUUCUAAGGGAAGAGUGGGCCUGAGCAAAGGAAUCAUCGCCACCUAUACGAACAUGAGUAACGAAACUAACAUCCCUCCACAUCUCGAGCAAAGGAAAAUAACACCAAUUAGCACGGUGUAUGGAUCUUUGCGAAUUUCCGUUUCAUACCGACGUGACUGCAACUUCAUUGUUGUGGGCGGAGACGACUCCUCUCAGGGCCCAUACACCGGUAGCGUGGAAGGGAGAUUAUCGCGCUCGAUUGUUUCUAGUAAUAACAUUCCUAUGAGAAAACUUUCCAUGAACAGAAAUCGCUCGAUGUCCAUCUCGCCAAAUACAACGCUGAGUCCAAAUCUUUACAUUGAUCCAUCACCCCAGAGACGAUUGUCGGCAUCUUCGCGACAGUUCCAACCCUUCAAAGUUGGGUCAGUUGGCAGCUCCUCCACUUAUAAUGUACCACAAGGGCAAGGAAGUUUAACGAGAAAUCCGUCUGGGAGCUCAAUCGUGGCUGCUCUGAGGGGUCAAAAAUCCAGUACUGGGUAUAAUAACAUUUACGGUAAUGUUUUUCAUGACUCUCAAUUGGAAGCGUCUAGUAUAGGAAGUGGUAGCGCAUCAAAAUACUCCUCUUCCUUUGGGCGCAUUCGCAGACAGUCCAGCGUGCGGAGAUCAGAUAGCACGGAACGUCCUCAGAGACCGGUUAAGUCCAAUGAAUCUUUGUCUGGGGAUUUGAUAGAUUUUAUGAAACUAUUAGAAGAUAAAAAGGAACUUAAGUUGAGAAAUUCUCAAGUAUCGAGCGUGGACAUCUCAAAUUCAUUGAUUAAAUUUCAGUCAAUGAAAGGUACGAAUGACACGCUCAGCGACGACUUAUCAAUGAGUCUUUCAAUUGAGCAGUCCUCUAAUCAGAAGCGGCGGUCUAGCUCGCACUCCCCCCACUUGUCCUUUUCACCGCCUAUGCACUACUCUUCCAUUCCCAUGCGCCUCUCAAGAAGCAGAUCUAUCUCUGCCAGGGGUGAUGGCGCUAGUGAUAUGACCAGCGGAAAGUCCAUUCAUUCCGCCGGUAGCGGCACCCGUGAUCGGCAGGGAUCAUUAGUAGGACGGAUUGUUGAAGAUGAUGACCUUGAGGAGGAAGAGCUUCUUGCAAGCAACGCUAGAAUUCUCGGCGACUCCAAGGGAGUACGUUCAACGUCACCUGGUUCGGUCCGGAGUAUUUCUAGUUCCUUCUCUCGAAGCCAAUUGCCCUUCAAGUCGAUAGUGAAUUUUUCGAAUCCAACUACAAUGGCUACACCAGCCCACGCCAAACUCCAUAAGGCCGUGGUUGGAAAUUCCUCUCAAGAAGGUGAGGAUAAUACAAAGAAGGCAGAUUUGGGUCAUGGAGAUGAUGAUGAUGACUUACUUUUUUUCAUGAGUGAUAUGAAUCUCUCGAAGUGA
Molecule: messenger RNA, 1980 nt
Organism: Lachancea mirantina
Lineage: Eukaryota; Fungi; Ascomycota; Saccharomycetes; Saccharomycetales; Saccharomycetaceae
Source: the annotation of a GenBank genome assembly